CAAAACACAAUACUCAGAACUCGAGGAAGAGAGAAAAAGAACACACUCCAUUGCUUAGUGUUCACUGUAGUACAACAAUGGCGACAUUCGCACUCAAAUCCUUCACCGGACUUCGUCAGUCCUCACCGGACCAGAUUAACUUCGUCUCCCAUGUUCCGUCGUCCCUCUCUCGCUCCCAGCGACGGACCUCUCUCAAAGUAACCGCAUCAAGAGCCAGCCCCAAGCUCGCCAACCGCAGCCUCCGCGUCGCCGUCAUCGGCGGAGGCCCGGCAGGAGGAGCCGCCGCCGAAACUCUCGCUCAGGGAGGCAUCGAGACGAUCCUCAUCGAGCGCAAGAUGGACAACUGCAAGCCCUGCGGCGGCGCGAUCCCUCUCUGCAUGGUCGGAGAAUUCAACUUGCCGCUAGACAUCAUCGACCGAAGGGUCACCAAGAUGAAGAUGAUCUCUCCGUCCAACAUCGCCGUGGACAUUGGCCGUACGCUCAAGGAGCAUGAGUACAUAGGUAUGGUGAGGAGAGAGGUUCUUGACCAGUACCUGAGGGAGAGAGCGGAGAAGAGUGGGGCUACUGUAAUCAACGGUCUCUUCCUCAAGAUGGAUCUACCGGAGGAAUGGGACUCGCCGUACGUGUUGCAUUACACGGAGUAUGAUGGGAAGACGGGAGCUACGGGACAGAAGAAGACGAUGGAGGUUGACGCCGUUAUCGGAGCUGACGGAGCUAACUCUAGAGUUGCGAAGUCUAUCGGUGCCGGAGACUAUGACUACGCCAUCGCGUUUCAGGAGAGAAUCAGAAUCCCAGAUGACAAGAUGACGUACUACGAGGAUCUAGCUGAGAUGUACGUCGGUGAUGACGUGUCGCCAGACUUUUACGGGUGGGUUUUCCCUAAAUGCGACCAUGUAGCUGUUGGAACGGGCACCGUUACUCACAAAGGUGACAUCAAGAAGUUCCAGCUCGCGACAAGAAACAGAGCCAAGGACAAGAUUCUAGGAGGCAAGAUCAUCCGCGUGGAGGCUCACCCUAUUCCGGAACACCCGCGACCACGCAGACUCUCCAAGCGUGUGGCUCUUGUUGGUGAUGCUGCAGGGUACGUGACUAAAUGCUCCGGUGAAGGGAUCUACUUCGCUGCAAAGAGUGGAAGAAUGUGUGCUGAAGCCAUCGUUGAAGGCUCACAAAAUGGUAAGAAGAUGAUUGACGAGAGUGAUUUGAGGAAGUACUUGGAGAAAUGGGACAAGACGUACUUGCCUACGUACAGGGUGCUUGAUUUGUUGCAGAAAGUGUUUUACAGAUCUAAUCCGGCUAGAGAAGCGUUUGUUGAAAUGUGCGGUGAUGAGUACGUUCAGAAGAUGACGUUUGAUAGUUAUCUGUACAAGAGGGUCGCACCGGGUAGUCCUUUGGAGGAUUUGAAGUUGGCUGUGAACACCAUUGGGAGUGUGUUUAGAGCUAAUGCUCUAAGGAGAGAGAUUGAGAAGCUAAAUGUUUAAGCUUAAUGUAUUGUCCUUAAAAAUUAUCAGUUUCUUAUUUAUGUUUUUGUUGAAUGAUCAGUGGCUUUAAAAUCCAAAUCCUUAAUAAAAAAAAAGAUUUUUCACAAA
Brassica oleracea var. oleracea is the source of this 1586-nucleotide messenger RNA. Its product is annotated as geranylgeranyl diphosphate reductase, chloroplastic. Gene Ontology annotation, biological process: photosynthesis; chlorophyll biosynthetic process. Gene Ontology annotation, molecular function: oxidoreductase activity, acting on the CH-CH group of donors, NAD or NADP as acceptor; FAD binding. Gene Ontology annotation, cellular component: chloroplast thylakoid membrane. Lineage: Eukaryota; Viridiplantae; Streptophyta; Magnoliopsida; Brassicales; Brassicaceae. The transcript has 3 exons. The record is from RefSeq and is a predicted model, not a curated record. Bases 78 to 1478 code for a protein of 466 amino acids.